UGGCUUGCUGAGCACACUGGGCGCUGUGAGAACCUCAGCAUGCUGCACAGCAGGCAGGUGCCUUUAUUGCAGCUAACUUAUGCCAAUACCCUGAAGCAUCACUACAAGCUUGUCCUGGAGCUUGCAGUCCAUGCAUGCAUAAUGUGCUGCCAGUGCAAGAACCACGAAAAUCACAUCUAGUCCUUCUCCUGGUUGCAUUGCAAUCAAUCAAUCCGCUCCAACGCGGUGUGCCAGUCCGCAGACUCCUGAUGAUGAGCUGCGUGUGGCCAGAUUAUUCAUCAAAAAAAAAAAAAAUGGUUGCAUUGCAAUUUUGGUAACUACAACUGAGUUGGACGAGCGGUUAGAAGCAUGAGGUCACCAGCAGUUGCUAGUUAUUGCAAUAUUGAGGAAUUGCACAACAGACGUAUUCAAUUGGACUGAGCUCCGUUCUUGCACAGUUUUUCUAAAACAACUAUCAUUUAGCUUUAAUCACUUUGAAUUCACUUCUUACUACGGUUCCUCACGCCGAGUCUACUAAGCUGAUCAUGGCGCCAAGAAAAUUCUGUUACGUGGUUCUAAUGGCAAUGAUCUGGGUGCAUUCUCUGGAUGAAGUUACUGCAGUAGGAGCCAGGUCGCUGCUACAAGGCCCUGCUCCCGCACCCGUCGCUCCCACAGGAGCUGCCGCAAGCCCUACAAACCUUACGCCCAUGGCCGCACAAGGCCCUGCUGGGAGCGUCAACGCUACCGCCCUCCUAAAUCUGCCUCAAGUCUGCCUGUUUCAGCAAGGGUUCGUGUACAACAAGACGGGAUCCGGGGCCUCCAAGUUGGGGACGUGCGUUUUUGAAGUGUGGGAUCUGGAGUUCUUGGAGAUCCUCCCUACCAACCCGGUCAUAACGGAAUUGGCAACUGCCCCCGCACACGAGGCCGGCGUAUACUCCCCCUCCGAUAACAGCGUCUUUGUGACGAGCACACUCAACAAAACCACUGGCAAUUCCAUGCUGAUGAAGGUGGACCUGUCGACCGGAGCGGUAACCUACGUCCUCAACCAGACUGCGGGCGCCAAUGGCGCGAUUCUCGCCUCCGACGGCGCCCUGAUCCUCUGUAUGCAAGGCAGUACAGCAAUCCCCGGGCACCUUCUUCGGUUGAAUCUUUCUACCGGGCAGCAAACGGUGAUUGCGGACAACUGGUUUGGAUUAGAGUUCAACAGCCCAAAUGACGUCGUGGAAGGCCCCGACGGCAGCUUUUACUUCACCGACCCUUCGUAUGGCUACGAGCAAGGUUUCAAGAACCCCCCCCAGACGUUCCAGUCCGUGUACCGGGUGCUUCCGUCCGGCCGGGUCGAUGCCGUGGCGGAAGGCCUUUUGAAGCCCAACGGAAUUGCCUUUUCGCCCGACUACGCGCAGUUGGCCGUAACGGAUACCGGAUACGCGAGCGGUUUCGGGACGAAUAACGUCACACGGCCGCAUUCAGUGUACGUGUAUGACGUCACCCCCGGCGGGCGCCUAACUAACAAGCAAUUCUUCGUUUCCACCGCCUCGUAUGAUGCCCCCUACCGGCCCGUCAUUCCGGACGGCAUCAAGGUCGAUUCCGCUAACAGAGUAUACUUGGGGACCGCGGACGGCGUCCAAGUUUUCGACCGGGACGGGAGCCCCCUCGGCUUGAUACGCUAUCCGAACGUCGCCAACUUCGCUCUGGCGGGUCCGGCGCUCAACACACUCGUCCUCUUCAACGAUACCAACAUCGCGACCGUCCAAUUGGCGAGCAGCGUCGUGUCCGCAGGGCAGCCGUACGCGAAGCGGGUUCUCAACAUCAGGCCAUAAGCGAUCACAUAUGCGCCAUAAGCGAUGCGGAGGUGUGGCGUAUGUAGUGUGUUGAAGUGUGGCAUUGAUUUGAAGCUGUAACAUAUGCAGAGGAGUUUGUUGCUUUUCAGUAGGAAGGAGUCCAGGGCAUUGUAACUCCAGGCAUGGGAAAAGUGUAUUGUACAGUGCGGUGGGGAUCAAUCGGAAUGUCUUUGAAGCCUGCCUUGAACCUCCAAUAUCCAAGAAACCAGUCAACUGCAAGAUCUAGGGUGGUUAGCGACCGAUUCAGAGGCCGGCAACAUUCAGCUGGCAGGCGUAAUGAAUAUCAAAACAAAAUGUACAGUAAGUGAAUGCACGUGGUACUACCAAGUUGAGUUCGUUCCGGGUUGUAUAAACUUAGUAGCGCACACGAGACUGCGGACAACUGCGAAUAGAACUGCCAGAUUAGUGGAUCUGUGCGCUCCGACUGGCAAGGCCCGUUGAGGUAGUCGUUCUUGAUUGGAUGUGCUAGAGCUAGAGCAGGAGAUUUGCGUGCAAGUAUUGGCAGCCCGCGGCCCGCGUAUUUUGGAAUUGGUCAGCAAGCGCGCUGACGAAAGACUCCCUGCUAACGGAUUGACUAGAUGCCUCCCACAGCUGUACGACCGACAAUCGGCUCACAGCCUUAACUAGGGAGUUGUCAAAUUGCUAGUACCUUCGUCUGCAUGGGCGGCAGGGACCGAGCAUCAUUAUGAUCGGACUACAAACGAGAAGAACGGG
This is a messenger RNA of Klebsormidium nitens, 2534 nucleotides long. Lineage: Eukaryota; Viridiplantae; Streptophyta; Klebsormidiophyceae; Klebsormidiales; Klebsormidiaceae. The record is from the annotation of a GenBank genome assembly.